AUGGAAGAAAACGCUAACUUUUUGGCUACAAAGGGUAUGAUAUGGAAAAAUACUAUACCAAGAGCACCAUGGGGGGGUGGUGUAUAUGAAAGACUUAUAGGACUCACAAAAAGGGCAUUAAGAAGAGCAAUAGGAAGAAAACUUCUAAAGGAAGGAGAAUUAAUAACAUUAAUAGUUGAAAUAGAAGGAAUCCUUAAUACCCGUCCAUUAACUUAUGUAGGGUUUGACGACUACAGAAUCAUUCGUCCAAUUGAUUUUAUAUCACCUAUGGCUUCAUUAGAUCUACCAAUAAAUUAUGAUAGUGACCAAGAUGAAUAUACCCCUUAUACAAUAAAGACUAAAGAUAAAUUAGUCAAGUAUUGGACUACCACUCUUAACACAUUAGAUGUCUUUUGGAAGUUGUGGAAAGAAGAAUAUUUUACAAGUCUUAGAGAACGCACACAAAGAGAAUUAAAAUCACCUAGAAUAAUAGAAAAAAGAGUACCACAUGAAAAUGAGAUAGUAUUAUUAAAUGAACCAGAAAUACCUCGUGGUGUAUGGAAAUUGGCAAGGAUAAUAAAAAUUAAUCGAGGAUGGGAUGGAAAAAUAAGGAGUGCAACAAUACAAUUACCGAAUGGAAAACAAAUCGAUCGAUCAAUAAAUAUGCUUUAUCCUAUGGAAAUAGAUGCUACUGAAGAUAAAGAAGAAAAAGUGGAAGAUGAACCAGAAGAACCCAUUGCUCGACGAACCAGAAGUGCUAAAAAAUCACAAACUACAAUCUACGCUAAGGACUGGUCUAAUCUUUUGAUAAAAACUUUAUCAUUAAUAACGAUGAUGUCAUUAAUACCAAGACAGGUAUUAGCUAACAAUAGCUGUAAUUGGAUUACUGGAGUACCCUUUAAUAUUCCUGAAAAAUGGAAUUGUGAAGAAAUUAUUCACAAAAAUGCUACAUAUCACAAAGUGGAUGUGUACACACGCACCCAUGUAAGAAUACCAGCUAUAAAAUGCAGCAACAUUACACGGACUGUAUGCACGAAAGCCUUUCUCAGAAUAUCGCUAUCGGUAGUGUCAGACCAUACGUCUACUACCGCAACUUCUUCACAAUUCUGCAGAUAUUUAAAUAUUCGAAAACAAAUGAACGGAAUUGGACUGAUUCAAUCUUCUCCUAAUCAAUGGAUAACGAAUAAGGAAAUACAAUACUCCUAUGGAUGGUUAGGAGUUAACUGUCAAUCAACUUCAAACUUCAUAUUAACUCAAGGAGAAAUUCUCAUCUACGAUGGAAGAGGGGCGAUAUAG
Messenger RNA from Brugia malayi, 1275 nucleotides. RefSeq lists its product as uncharacterized. The transcript has 2 exons. Gene Ontology annotation, molecular function: nucleic acid binding. The record is from RefSeq and is a predicted model, not a curated record. Bases 1 to 1275 code for a protein of 424 amino acids. NCBI's taxonomy places the organism in Eukaryota, Metazoa, Nematoda, Chromadorea, Rhabditida, Onchocercidae.